AUGUUCUUCUUCAGAGCCCUUCGUAUCAUCAAAGACGCCAUCUUCGCUCGCAAUCUCCCCUUACACACCCGCUUCCACCUUCUCCUCCUCCAACCCACCAUCCUACUCACAUACACUAUCGAAUGGACCAUCUCACGCAAAUUCCCUCACUCUGAAGAAAUCCUUAUCCCAUUGAAAAGAGCUCCCGGUCAGUCCGUCCGAGCAAUCAUCUACAUCCCCAAAUCCGCUGCUUUGGCCCUACCUGGGAAGAAAGUCCCGCUACAUCUAAAUAUCCACGGCGGCGCAUUCCUGGGUGGGCUACCAGAAGGAAGCGCGCGCUUCUGUGCUGAGCUUGCGGAGAAGUCAGGUGCAGUUGUUGUGUCGACGGCGUACCGUUAUGCGCCGGUGCACACCUUUCCAGAUGCGCAUGAGGAUGUGCAGGAUGUCGUGGAGUAUUUGACGCAAAACGCCGAACGGCUUUGGAAUGCGGAUGCUCGCAUUUUCACUGUUAGUGGGUUUUCUGUCGGUGGCAAUCUGGCACUUGCGGUUGCGCAGGGAUUGGCCGGGACGGAGUUUGAGGUUAAGGGGUUCGACGACGUUGACUUCCGCCUCCCACCCUGGCUCAAACCAAAACCGCCUGGCUACCCAGAAAAGGACCCGUUGGCAUUCUUACAGCCGCUUUUCGAUGCAUAUGCUGGACCCAACCGGAAUAUGCUCUUCAUUAUUGGAGGUGUGGAUAUCCUGCGGAACGAGACGACGACUAUGACGGAAAGAUUACAGGCAGAAGCUGAGGCAAUCAAUCAGUCAAGACAAGUAUCCAAGACGACCGAGAGGCCUGACGGAACGGCCGUUGUCGUGCGGACAGAUGUUUAUGAGGGGCAGAUUCAUGGGUGGUUGGAGAUGCCGUCUUUCGCUAUUGAUGUUAAUACCCGAACGAAGGCAUUUGACGAUGCAAUUAAGUUUCUACGGCAUGUUCAUCAGGCGUACGGGUUCGAGAAUGAAUGA
Molecule: messenger RNA, 984 nt
Organism: Talaromyces marneffei
Lineage: Eukaryota; Fungi; Ascomycota; Eurotiomycetes; Eurotiales; Trichocomaceae
Exons: 4
Coding region: 1-984 (327 amino acids)
Molecular function (GO): hydrolase activity
Source: RefSeq, a predicted model, not a curated record